CAGCCGCACGCACCGGGGCACGAUGCUUCCAAACACCUGGAUGGAUGUGGAGGAGGCAGUUUGUGGCACUUGUGCCUUUGGAGUUCCGUCUUAGCGCGUCUUGUGUUGGGAACGAGAUGUUCUGGAUGUAUUUUCUCCGGAGAUUUUAAAGUGCAGAGAGAAAGAAACGGCCAGUCAGCUGUAACCAUGUGGAGAGAGGACUCUUGAUGGAAGCACUGGGGACGAACAGCCACUCUAACAGGGAGAACCCUUAUCUGCGAUUUGUUUUGGAACAAAAAAGAAACCCAGGAUCCUUCGAUGAGGAAAAACACAGAGGAGAGAUGGUAGAGAAUGGCUGCACCUGACCUUCUUGACCCAAAGUCUGCUGCCCACAACUCCAAGCCUCGGCUCUCCUUCUCAGCCAAACCGGUGGUUCUGAAUACUCCAGAGGACGAGUGUGACACCCGCACUACUGUGAUGAGGUGGAAAACUGUGUCAGCCAUCUUCUUCCUGGUGGUGCUCUACCUCAUCAUUGGAGCGACAGUGUUCAAAGCGCUGGAGCAGCCUCACGAGAGUUCCCAGAAACUGGCCAUUCUCGUGGAAAAACUGGACUUCCUGGCCAUGCACUCCUGUGUGAACUCCUCUGAACUGGAAGAUCUGGUGAAGCAAGUGGUUUCAGCAGUUCGAGCAGGUGUGAAUCCAUCCGGAAAUUCCUCCAAUCAGACAAGCCUGUGGGACCUCAGCUCCUCGUUUUUCUUUGCUGGAACUGUUAUCACCACAAUUGGAUUCGGGAACAUCUCUCCUCACACCGAAGGAGGACGGAUCUUCUGCAUCAUCUACGCUCUGCUGGGGAUUCCUUUGUUUGGAUUCCUAUUGGCUGGUGUCGGGGACCAGUUGGGGACGAUUUUUGGCAAGGGCAUCGCCAGAGUGGAGAAGAUGAUUGUGAAAUGGCAAGUCAGCCAAACGAAGAUCCGAGUCAUCUCCACGCUGCUUUUCAUCCUGUUCGGGUGCCUCAUCUUUGUGGCCCUGCCAGCUGUUAUCUUCAAGCACAUCGAAGGCUGGAGCACCCUCGAGUCCAUCUACUUUGUUGUCAUCACCCUCACCACCAUCGGCUUUGGAGACUUUGUUGCCGGUGAAAAAGGUGGGACAGAGGGUCUCGAGUACCUGGACUACUAUAAACCCGUGGUGUGGUUCUGGAUCCUGGUGGGCCUCGCUUACUUUGCGGCUGUGCUCAGUAUGAUCGGAGACUGGUUCCGGGUCAUCUCCAAGAAAACGAAGGAGGAGGUCGGGGAGUUUCGGGCUCAUGCAGCCGAGUGGACAGCGAAUGUGUCAGCAGAGUUCAAAGAGACCCGGCGGCGGCUCAGUGUUGACAUCUAUGACAAGUUCCAGCGCGCUGCGUCCAUGAAGCGCAAGCUGUCAUCCGAGCUAGGUGUGAAUGCAUCCAUGAACCAGGAAAUGACCCCUGGCAAGAGGACGCUGUCGGCCAACCUGUGUGAGAACAGGGAUAGUUACCCCAACUUGACUCUUUCCCUCAGUCCUGUGUCGGGGGCCCUGACUCGGAACGGCAGCCUCUACCUGAAUGGCCUCAGCCCAGACUACGCUGACCGGCGGGAGAUCGCCAUCAUCGAAAAUCUCAAAUGAGGAGGAGCAUGACAUAUUAACACUUAAUACACACCUCUGUGCUUACUGACUGAGUCAAACACAGAUCAGUCGUCAUCCUCUGUACUUUCUUGUGCAUGUACACAGCUCCUUGUCAUAGCAUCCAUGUUGAUAUGAUGGACAGCUGUGCUAGUGACUGAGCAGCAGCAGAAGCAUAUUUCUGACUGGAAAAGGCUGGAGUUCCACAAACUUCUGUCUGUGCAUGACUUUGAUUAAAGCCCAUCUUUGAGGUAGCGGCACACUGGAUACAAUCCUCUCAUAAAAGCCACAUAAAGGCCUGUAAACACAGAAAUAAAGACAUUCAUGAAACUUAGAAAGCAAUAGACAUAUAUGUACUCCUCACCAGAGGCCCUGAAAUCUGCAUCAGAUAAAGAGGACCCUCAGAAUGUGUCUUUUCCUUUAGGUUUAAAACUUCUCACUGUAUAAAUCUGUAUGCCUUCUUGCAUUCACCACACAAUCUGCUCUCACUGAAGACAUGAAUGUUGACAUUCUUCUUCCUCCAUGACUGACAUUCAGCUUUUCACCCCAAGGAAUAUCCCACUUGUGCCUUACUGAAUUCUGUGCUGUGUCAGCGAAGAUGAAGAUGCGUUAACGGCAUCUCAUACAUGCACAGUAGUGAUGAAGACACACUGUAUGUUGUGCGAUGUAUCUUUAUUGGAAACAGCAUUGAAUCUUUUCAAGAGGAAGUGACUUUCAUCACAAAAGAGUAAUUCAUUCAUUAAUAACAGAGAAAAGAUGCCACCUCUCUGUCUGCCGGUGAAUUUUAAUUUGUCACUACUUGUUUUUGACGUGCUGGGAUUAUCAUGUCAACCACGCGGUGCCACACUCUUUGUUCAAACCCUAAUCUGUGCCAUCCCAAAGUAAUGCAAAUGAAAAGAAUCUCAAUCCAAGUCCUCAAAAAUGCAUCAAAAUGGUGUAAUUUCUUCCAGUUACAAAGGCAUUUGCUGCUAUGGUAACAUAGUGCAUUGAAAGCUGUGGAACUGUGCAGCAUAAAUUUACCUGACUGAUUUUCUUGAUGUUGGGAGUUGGGGAAUAUUAUUUCUACAGAUAAAAGGUGGGCAUCAUUAAGUCUUGCCAAUACUGAAUGUAAAAACCUACAUAUCACUGACCCACUUAUCAAGAUAAUUACAUAUCUAUGAGUUACAUCUUUUAGAUAUCGAGGAACCAAUUUACUGAACCCCCCUCUGCAUCUGAAUGUGUUGAUUAAGAUUAUGCAAAUGGAAAGAAUCUCAAUCUAAAUCCUUAUAUCAAAUAUUUAUUUAGACUGCAGUAUUUGAGGUGUUCUCAUUUAAUAUAUUUUUGAAAGAUGGAUUGCAUUUGAUGCCAAAAAUUCUGUAACAUUGAAUACAAUACAAUUAAAAGUGCUGUUUUCUGUUUGUAGCAUUAUAGAGUACAUACAAAAUACAGAGUAUCUCACAAGACAGUAUUUCAUGCGUCUGAAAGUAUGGGUUAUUACGUCAAAUAAAACAGUAUCAGAUAAUGAUUCGUACUGGUUGCACCUAAUAAAUUAGGCUUUCCAUUAAUAUAACUAUGUACACUCAGACUGAAUAGAAACUUGAUUGAUUGGAUAAACUUUAUCUAUUAGGUAAAAUAUCACAAAAAUAAUAUAAAAUACAUUUAAAUUCAAAUUACAAUAUUUUUAUCCUAAAUUAUCAAUAAGAUAAAGUGGAUUUAUAAUUAAUCUUAAGCACCCUGUAUUUCUGCAUGCAUUCUUAUAAAUAAAUGCAAUAAAAUGAUAGUUACACAUUUGGUCACACUUUAGA
Molecule: messenger RNA, 3401 nt
Organism: Solea senegalensis (Senegalese sole)
Lineage: Eukaryota; Metazoa; Chordata; Actinopteri; Pleuronectiformes; Soleidae
Product: potassium channel subfamily K member 2-like
Exons: 7
Coding region: 331-1620 (429 amino acids)
Biological process (GO): stabilization of membrane potential; potassium ion transmembrane transport
Cellular component (GO): membrane
Molecular function (GO): potassium ion leak channel activity; outward rectifier potassium channel activity
Source: RefSeq, a predicted model, not a curated record